CUCCGUCUUACUCCGUGAAAUGAUCCUCUGUAAAAGCAAUAGCCGUGGUCCGUUGCCUAUUUUGGCUUAGACCGGCGCACGCUCGGCUUUCAAAGGGCGCAGUGUCCGGCGAAUUAUCGCCGGCUUCGCUCCACUUUGCCCCGGAAGCCUUGCUCACCUCUGACGCUAUAAACAACCCCCACCCGCUCCUUCGAUCUGCUCUAUCUUUUACUCGUUAUCAGAAAAGCAGACAUGACUGCUGUUACCGCAUACUUCUAAAAUCAACGUAUACGGAGUCAACUAGAAGCCCCGUCUAGCAUUACCAGCGAUGCUGUGCUCGUUAACACAGCCUGAAAUGGCCCAAGUUGGUGCCAUCCACGAUGCAUCUCCUCCUCCUGCCCCCCGUCAAACAACCUUUGACGAAGAACAGAUCCAGAUCCAGCAUGCUGUACGCUCCAUGAACGGGGCCUACGACUGGAUGGGCCCCGACGAUAAAGACAACCCGCGCAACUUCUCGCUCGCCUUCCGCAUCUACUCCACCGUUGCCAUCACUUUCAUUGCAAUGGUUGGCACCGUAUCCGGCGCCAUGUACGCCCCCGCAAAGGACGACGUCGCUGCCACCUUCAACUGUAGCCACGAGCUUGCCAUUGUACCCUUGUCGCUAUACAACCUCGGGCUUGCAUUCGGACCCCUCGUCGGCGCACCACUCUCCGAGACAUAUGGCCGUAAAGCGGUACUCCUCGUCUCCGGCCUCGUCUUUAUGCUCUUCUCCAUCGGCGCUGGCUUUGCGCAGAGCCUCACUGCGCUGACUGUCUGCCGCUUCUUUGCGGGCAUGUUUGCCGCGCCGCUCAUUAACAAUGCGCCCGCGACUAUGCUCGACUUUACACCCGGCAGAUACAGAGGCGUGAGCUUGAGCGUCUACUAUACCAUUCCUUCGGUAGGUGCCGCGCUGGGCCCGUUGCUCGGUGGCUUUAUUGUACCGGCUGGUGGGUGGCGCUGGACGCAGUGGGCAUCUGUGCUGUUUGCUGCUGCUGCGUACAUCCCCAUCUUGUUUACGAGAGAGACGUACAAGAAGAUUAUCCUGCGCCGCCGUGCUUUGAGACUUGGCCUGGUGGACUCGGCGUCGCAGCUUACAUCGGCGAGUCGUGUGUUUCGGUACUUUGCCACGACGCUCAUUCAGCGCCCGCUUCACAUGUUGUUUACGGAGCCCAUUGUUACGCUGGUGAGCUUGUACUGUGGCUUUCUUUAUGGUCUUCUGUACACAUUUGUUGUGUCGGUGCCGUGGAUCUUUAGCAAUUACUACGGGUUUACUGGGACGGGCACGUCGCUGGCGUAUCUUGGUAUGAUAGGCGGAACCAUCAUUGCGUCGAUUCCACUUGUUGCUAUUGACAUGAAGUUUUAUCAGCCUCGACUGGCUAGAUGGCAGGCACAGAAUGGCGAUGAGGUUGCUCUACCAUGUGAAAGUCGUUUGAUUGGCGCGUUAGUAGGAAGCAUCAUGUUGCCCCUAAGCCUGUUUGCCGUGGGCUGGACAGCACAGUAUCAAGUGAACCCUGUAGUGCCUAUUUUUUGUCAGGGUUUGGUGAUGCUGAGCUCUCUACUCAUUUACGCCAGUACUAACCUCUUUAUGCUGGAUUCAUAUGGACCCCUGUACGGUGCAUCGGCUUCCGGUGCCCUCAUGCUCAGUCGAUAUAUUCUCAGCGCGGCUUUCCCGCUAUUCGCCCUACAAAUGUUUAUGGCUCUUGGCGCUGGAUGGGCAUCGAGCUUAUUAGGUUUCAUUACCGUCAUCAUGGCGCCUAUUCCAUGGUGUUUCUGGAUGUGGGGAGACAAGCUUCGCAAGAGAAGCAAAUACGAGACGAGCUCGUAAUGAAUGAUUAAUGAAAGCAUACGAAGCAUAAGCAUUUACACACCACUCAAUAUAUCAUGUAUAAAAUGAAAACCGAGUUGAUAUCUUUUGA
Molecule: messenger RNA, 1934 nt
Organism: [Torrubiella] hemipterigena
Lineage: Eukaryota; Fungi; Ascomycota; Sordariomycetes; Hypocreales; Clavicipitaceae
Source: the annotation of a GenBank genome assembly